This is a messenger RNA of Alosa sapidissima (American shad), 2430 nucleotides long. Its product is annotated as early growth response protein 2b-like. Gene Ontology annotation, molecular function: DNA-binding transcription factor activity, RNA polymerase II-specific; RNA polymerase II cis-regulatory region sequence-specific DNA binding. The coding region runs from base 442 to 1794 and encodes 450 amino acids. NCBI's taxonomy places the organism in Eukaryota, Metazoa, Chordata, Actinopteri, Clupeiformes, Clupeidae. The transcript is spliced from 3 exons. The record is from RefSeq and is a predicted model, not a curated record. Gene Ontology annotation, biological process: regulation of transcription by RNA polymerase II. Gene Ontology annotation, cellular component: nucleus.
UGACGUGUUGUUGACUUAGAAUGUGACUCAUACAUAUAUUGAGAUAUUAAUAUAUUUCUCUUUAUGUAAAUCGUAUAUUGGCUAGGUAACGUGUCUUUACAUUGCACAAAAAAAUAAAAUAAUCAGUCUACAGGGCAAUACUUGGGCUACUCAUCUUUUAGCCACAACUGUACUCCCGUCGAUAGAGGGCGCUGUGCAAAACUGAUGCAUCUGUUUGUCUACCAAAGAGGGAACCUUAAUCUUUGCUUAACGUUAGAGCUUAGAGCUUUGUGAUUAAAUUUAUGAUGAAUAGCAUAGCCUAUGCCAGAAAAGUUUUGAACCACUACAAGCUCUUCACUGGAUUAACCAUGACUAACCUGCUAUGAUGCAUGCCUAAGACAUAUAGUUUAAUUCUAGCUUAUAUCAGGGUCGCAGGUUUCGGAACAGCUAGUAGCCAACAUAAUGUCUAAAGUAGAGCGCCUGAACGCCCGAGUGGCAAAACUGUUGACGGUGGCGGUGCAUGAAGUCCUUGAGGUGGUGCGGGAAACGGUGUCGGAGUACCAGGAGAAAACCGCUCGCACUCAGCGGGAGAACGAGAGACUCAGGAGAAAGCUACAAGAAUUACAGGGCAAACCGAGGAGAGAGAGCAUGGGGACUGUACCAUCUGCCAGUGGAGAGUCCACAAAGAGGACUCGAGCUUUCCAUGAGGCUUUGCCUCUCAAGCAAGAACAAAUUUCUGAAACACUGCAGGACUUCGAACCAACUCCAGCUGACAUAGAGCAAAUCAUCAUAAAGUGUGACUCGCCAAGAGAACAUACCGACAUGCCUGCAGUCCAGAAUGAGGACUUCAUAGAGGAAAGGGAGGAGGAGUCGGUUCAAUUUGUGGCUGCCAUGGAAUUUCCCAGCACAAGCAAAUCCCAGAGACAGACUCUGAGAUGCAAGGUAGAGACAGACUCUGAACAACACCCUGAGGCAAUGAUUACCACAGAGAAUAUGUUGUUUGUAGAUGAACAGUUUUGUCCAGAUGGAAGCUCCAAUAUCCUGAACUCAGGGCUGAUUGGCACAGCGCAGUCACAAGCCAAACAUCUUAACAACGUGCUAGAUACAGACUCCUCAGUCAACUUUACUGUGGAGACCUCACCUGCUCACACUCCACCACACACUUCCUGCUCAGGAACGUCAGGCUACCCCUACCUCACCGUUACUCAGAUCAAAACCGAGGUGGACUCCGACGACGACGACUGUGGCGGUGGUGGCAGUGGCAGCGGCCCCCAGGGGGAUGACUAUGUAACUGCAGACUUUGACGGCUUUAGGGAUAUGCCGGAGCAUUCCCAUAAACGGCAGGUUGUGGCAGGAGCCUCCACCUCAUAUAGAGUGUCUUACAGCCCCACCGGGACUAAUGCUCUGCAGCAGGAUCUUAUUCUGGGUAAUGGCUUCGAUGCUAUGAGUCCAGAUGUGGACCCAGGCGGUGUUGCCGGGCGACGGAUCGGGGGGCGUCUCCCGCGCCCCUACACGCGCCACCACCCCAACCACACGGUGGCACCGAAGCGCUACAGCUGCCAGGUGUGCGGGCGCAGCUUCAACCACGCGGGGGACUUCAAGAAGCACAAGCGCGUGCACACGGGCGAGAAGCCGUACGCGUGCGGCGUGUGCGGGAAGAGGUUCAGUCAGUCGGGCUACCUGACGGUACACCUGCGCUACCACACGGGCGAGAGGCCCUACACGUGCAGCCAGUGUGGCCGGAGCUUCAGUCACUCCAGCAACUUCAGGAAGCACCAGCAGACGCACGUAGGACAGGUGCGGCUAAACACGUAGCAUGAUUACCUGGGGAGGUAUUCCAAGUACGUGGUUUCGUGGCAAACCUGGGUAAGUUAACUAAGUGUAAGUGGUAAACCUCCUACAACAAGAGCCCUAUGGCAUUGUUUUGUUAGGAGAAUGAAGCCAUACAGCUCUUCUAUUUGGAGGUUUACCACUUACUCUGAGUUAACUUACCCAGGUUCGCCACUAAACUACGUACUUGGAAUGCCCCCCUGCUGCUGUCCUGCUCCAGCUGGCCCUGAAGCCUAAGUCCUUUUAGGCAAGUCCCUCCACUCGACGCCCAUAUUGCAACGCUUUUUGUUGAAACAGUGUGGGUGAACAAACUAAUGGCUUUUGGACAGACAGUAGUGUGCAGUGCAGCUUGAUAGUUAAAAUAGGGUUAAAGGUACAGUCCCCCACCUAGUGAAAGGUUUGAAGUUGAAUUUAGGUACUCUCCCAUUCAAUGGUCCAUGAAGCAGCAUUGUCAGUUGACUGAAGUGACAUGUGUCAGUGGUACAAGUCACUUUAUUGGAAUAGCAUAAUUUAUUGGAUGUAGGCUACACCAAAGUCCUUUUAGGCAAGUCCCUCCACUCGGCGCCCAUAUUGUAAUGCUUUUUGGGCACUUAUCGGGCAUCUAUUUCAGAAGAAAUGCAC